Molecule: messenger RNA, 2194 nt
Organism: Quercus robur (English oak)
Lineage: Eukaryota; Viridiplantae; Streptophyta; Magnoliopsida; Fagales; Fagaceae
Product: glycosyltransferase family 92 protein RCOM_0530710
Exons: 1
Coding region: 167-1984 (605 amino acids)
Source: RefSeq, a predicted model, not a curated record
AUAAAUAAGCUCUUUAAAACUAAUAAAAUCCCUGGCGGCCCUUAAAAAAGUGAAAAUCCAAAAACCCAUUAAACGCGUGCUCUCUCUGCGACACAUUUAUCAAACCAAACAAACACAAAACACUGUGUUGGCACCACAUUAUCAGAUCUCAUCUCUUUUGCUUUCAAUGGAUUCUUCUUCUUCUUCUUCUUCGGAGCAAAGAAGGAAAAGAAAGAGAGUGGGAAGGCCGUACUACUACUUUUAUUCACAAGCGCACUACUUCUCGCUUAGAUCUUUCGUUCUUUGCUUGUCCUUUUUGGUCUUCUUGCUAUUCUUGUCCUCCGAUCGUUUCCUGCUCGGUCCGGCGUCGUUUCAUCCUGUUCUCAAAGCCUCCACUUUGCUCUCUUCAACUACUUCUUCUUCUUCUUCAAUUCUUGAUUCUUUCAACAGCAACAACAACCGGUUCUUGCCAAUCCUAGUAAACGACCGCGUUUUGUUCCCCGACCAUGUGCUGCUAAUAGUUUCCAAUCAAGUCCUCCAAGCUCAAGACUUGGACUGCGUUUACUACAGCAAAUUCAACGGCUCUGAUGAUGAAGUGGUUAAAGCUCGGCCGGCUCUGUCUGCUGAGCAAUACGGCGCGUUUCGCUCGAUCGUGAGGUGUCCGGUUCCCGAGGCGAAUUAUUCGGGCGUUGUGGAUUUGAGGAGGCGAGUUGGUGACGUGGCGGAGUCUGAUUGGUCCUUGAGGGUGAAAAGCAAUCAGAGUAGUCAGACGGUGCAUUCGUGGGAGAAGGUGGUUUAUGAGGCGGUUUUGGAUGGGGACACGGCGGUUUUGUUCGUUAAGGGGCUGAAUCUCAGACCGCAUAGAAGAUCCGACCCGACCCGUUUCAGCUGCCAUUUCGGGUUUGGCAAUUGGGGCGGUGAGAAUGAAGGGUUUGUGCUGACGACCGAUGCCGUCACGGCGGCUCAAGAGGUGGUUAGGUGUUUGUUGCCGCGUAGUAUAAAGAACAUGCCUGAGAGAGCUCAGGGAAUUAGGGUUACCGUUAGUCGUUAUAGUAGUAGAGCUAAAGUUCAUGAGCAGCCUAUUGGUUCUGUGGCUAAGAUUUAUGGUCCAAAGGCUGAGGAGGUGAGGAGAGAUAAGAGGAAGUAUGAGCUUUGUGUGUGCACAAUGGUGUGGAACCAAGCUCAGGCGCUAAGGGAGUGGAUUAAGUACCAUGCUUGGCUCGGUGUUGAGAGGUGGUUUAUCUAUGAUAACAAUAGUGAUGAUGGGAUUGAGGAUGUGAUUAAGGAGCUCGAGUUUUACAAUGUUAGUAGGCAGAGUUGGCCGUGGAUUAAGGCACAAGAGGCGGGUUUUUCGCAUUGUGCUUUGAAAGCAAGGGAUGAAUGCAAUUGGGUUGGAUUCUUUGAUGUUGAUGAAUUCUUUUACUUCCCGUAUGGCUUUCGGCAUUUGAAAGGAAAGGGUCUUCCGGGUCAUAAUUAUCUCAAGUCUAUGGUCGCGAAUUUUUCAUCUUCGAAGACAAUUGCAGAGAUCAGAACGGAGUGUCAUAGUUUUGGGCCAUCCGGGUUGAGUUCACCUCCAGAGCAGGGGGUAACUGUUGGGUACACUUGCCGGCUGCAGAGUGCUGAGCGGCACAAAUCUAUUGUGCGUCCGGAUUUGCUCGACAGUUCUCUUCUUAAUGUGGUGCAUCACUUUCUGCUUAGGGAAGGGUUUAGGCACCUGAAUGUGAUUGAAAGGAGGGCUGUUAUAAACCACUACAAAUACCAGGUGUGGGAUACCUUUAAAGCCAAGUUUUACAGAAGGGUUGCCACCUAUGUUGUUGACUGGCAGAAGGACCAGAAUAAAGGGUCAAAAGAUAGAGCACCUGGGUUAGGGACUGAGGCCAUUGAACCUCCAAACUGGCGGCUACGCUUCUGCGAGGUUUGGGAUACUGGCCUGAGGGACUUUGUUCUGGCAUAUUUGGCUGACCCUGUAACCGGGUCACUGCCUUGGCAGAGGACUCUGCUGUGACAAAUACAAGUCGGGUAUGCAGCUUAGGGCAUAUACAACAGAUAUGAGCAGCUACUGAUUCUUUUCAUUGUUUUUACUUUUUGGCCUUUUCAUAGCUUAAUUUUUUCUAUUGUUUUUGUUUUUUAUACAUGUCAUGAAUCAUUAUAGGGAUCACAUACAGUUGUAAAUUUGUGACGACAUAAAAUGAAAGUUUAUCAAUUUUUGCUUCUA